UUUAAAACAAUUAAACAAUACUACCUAUAUUUUAUCGCAAUUGAAGAGGUUUUUGAAACAAUGAUUAUUACAUAUAAUUUUAUUGGAUUAUUUAUUUUAUCCUUAAUUCUGUAUUUAAAUGCCGAACAAGGCAUGCCAGGAUUUCCUGGAAUUCCUGGUUAUAAAAAAAUAUUUUUAUAAUUCCGAAUUUUACAGGUCAAAAAGGAGAGAAGGGCUCUUAUGGAGAACCCGGUUUUCCAGGAGUGCCAGGGCAGCCAGGUUUGAAAGGAGAUGAUGGGUUUCCUGGUGCGCCUGGAUUUCCUGGUAUGAAAGGAGAAUCUGGUUUGCCUGGUGCGCCUGGAUUUCCUGGAACAUGUCCUGCAAAUUGUCGUUAUAGUAAGAAUUAUAUCUAUUUAGAAUUCGUAAAUUUUACAUACCAAACAGAUGAGCUUUUUCCUCAAAUUACUAAACUACAGGAAACAUUGGAAGCUUUGAAGAAAAGAAUCGAAGUGUUGGAGAAUAAUUAA
Messenger RNA from Meloidogyne enterolobii, 506 nucleotides. The record is from the annotation of a GenBank genome assembly. Lineage: Eukaryota; Metazoa; Nematoda; Chromadorea; Rhabditida; Meloidogynidae.